Messenger RNA from Vigna radiata var. radiata (mung bean), 3002 nucleotides. RefSeq names its product probable pectin methyltransferase QUA2. Gene Ontology annotation, cellular component: cytoplasm. Gene Ontology annotation, molecular function: methyltransferase activity. NCBI's taxonomy places the organism in Eukaryota, Viridiplantae, Streptophyta, Magnoliopsida, Fabales, Fabaceae. The record is from RefSeq and is a predicted model, not a curated record. The transcript is spliced from 9 exons. The coding region runs from base 606 to 2672 and encodes 688 amino acids.
UUAUUAAUGCUUGGCUCUGGGGGUAGUGUCACGAGUCACGAUCGGAUCAGUACAAAAUCUGGUUGCUUAUGCUUUCGUUGGUUUGUUUCACAAGCAGAGUUAGUAUUGGAAGCUGCGAGUGUGUCUGUGUGUGAGAAAGAGAGAGAUACUUACAGAGGGAAACCAAAGCAAAAUCUCAAACCACUGGGGAUAGAGAUAAAGAGAGAGGGACGUGUUGUGUUGUUUCUGUGAGUGGUGUGCACCAAGCAACGAAAGUGGCCAUAAAAUUCAACCUGGUUUCUCGGGAUUCUUAAUUUUCAUCUUCUUCUUCGCUUUUUGUCUCAAACAUGGAGGAGGUACCCGUCAUUGCUCCUUCCAAAGCUCUUCCUUUUCACUGCCUUUGAUCUGACGCUUCUCCCCAAUGUUUCGCUCUUUCAUGUUGCUUCCUGCAUUGAUCUAAAUGGGAUUUUCUUUUUGCUCUCUCAAUUUCAAUUGGGGUUUGUGCUUGCUGAAUUGGAGGGGGAUUCACUCAAUGUUUUUCUUUACUCACAUUGAAUGAUGGUAUUGGUUUCUGGGUGUAUUCAUAGAGGAUUUGCACGCUAAGCAUUUAGCUUAUUGGGUAGAGAAUGUCCAGGCCUCUACACAGAGGGGUACCUGUUCGGAUCCCUGAAAGAAACAAUGACUCGUGGGACUCCCAAUCCAAAGAUAAGACAGAAAAGGAAGGUUUUGAUAGAAGAUUUUCCUCUGCUCACCCCUCACCCUUGAGGUCUCCCUUUAGGUUGUUAUCAGAUAAUUCUAAUUCCAUGUUAGGUAUCACUGAGAAUGGUUUAUCAUCUGACCCCUACAUUAUUGGCACUCCAAGAAAUAGGCAUAAGUUGAUUCUUUUUUUCUUGAAGUUUAGUUUAGUGUUUGUAGUUAUUCUUGCUCUUGCGGGGUCUUUUUGGUGGACCAUCUCAAUUUCAACUGCGUCAAGGGGUCACAUUUAUCAUGGUUAUAGAAGACUCCAUGAGCAACUUGUAUCGGACCUGUUGGAUAUAGGGGAGAUAUCUUAUGCACCCUCAAGGCUGAAAGAAUUGGAAUUUUGUUAUAAGGAGUUUGAAAAUUAUGUUCCUUGCUUUAAUGUUUCCGACAAUCUAGCUCUUGGUUUUUCUGAUGGCAAUGAGUUUGACCGGCAAUGUGGCCAUGAGCUCAGGCAAGAUUGUUUAUUACUUUCACCACCAAAUUAUAAAAUUCCUCUUAGGUGGCCUACUGGAAGGGAUAUUAUCUGGGUUGCUAAUGUUAAACUCACUGCAGAGGAGGUUCUUUCUUCUGGAAGCUUAACCAAAAGGAUGAUGAUGCUUGAUGAAGAGCAAAUUUCCUUUCGCUCAGCCUCUCUUAUGUUUGGUGGUGUGGAAGACUAUUCGCAUCAAAUCGCUGAAAUGAUUGGGCUCAGAAAUGAAUCCAACUUCGUAAAAGCAGGGGUUAGAACAAUACUGGAUAUUGACUGUGGUUACGGUAGCUUUGGAGCACACCUCUUUCAGAAUCAACUUUUAACUAUGUGCAUUGCAAGCUAUGAGCCUUCUGGCAGUCAAGUUCAGCUUACACUUGAGAGGGGUCUUCCUGCUAUGGUUGCUUCUUUCAAUUCAAAACAAUUGCCAUAUCCAUCUCUCUCCUUUGACAUGUUGCAUUGUGCCAGAUGUGGCAUCGAUUGGGACCGAAAGGAUGGCACUCUCAUGAUUGAAGCUGAUAGACUUUUAAGGCCAGGGGGUUAUGUUGUGUGGACUUCACCGCUUACAAAUGCUCGUGACAGAGUUAGUCAAGAAAGAUGGAAGUUCAUACAAAGUUUUGCUGAAAAUCUUUGCUGGGACAUGAUUCCACAGCAAGAUGAAACUGUCGUAUGGAAGAAAACAAGUACAAAGGAUUGCUACAGCUCAAGAAAGAACAGUUCUCCCCCUCCUUUAUGUGGCAGAGGGUAUGAUGUAGAGUCUCCAUAUUAUCGAGAAUUGAAAAACUGCAUAGGAGGAACACAUAGCAGCCGUUGGAUUUCUAUUGAAAAGAGGGAAACUUGGCCUUCCAUAGAUCAAUUGAACAAAAAGGAUCUUGAACACUUUGGGUUGCAAUCUGAUGAAUUUUCUGAGGAUUCUGAGAGCUGGAGAGCAUCAGUCCAUAAUUACUGGUCUCUUCUAUCACCAUUAAUAUUUUCUGAUCAUCCAAAGAGACCUGGUGAUGAGGAUCCUCCGCCACCUUAUAACAUGCUAAGAAAUGUGCUAGACAUGAAUGCUCAUUUUGGUGGUUUUAAUUCUGCACUGUUGCACGCUGGAAAAUCUGUAUGGGUAAUGAAUGUGGUACCUUUGAAUGCACCCAACUACCUUCCCUUGAUCCUGGACCGAGGAUAUGUUGGCGUUAUGCAUGAUUGGUGUGAGGCCUUUCCAACGUACCCUAGAACGUAUGACUUGGUGCAUGCAGCAGGACUUUUGUCCCUUGAAUUCGCUCAGCAGCACAGAUGUGCGAUGCUUGACGUGUUCAUUGAAAUUGACAGGAUACUUCGGCCGGAGGGUUGGAUUAUAAUUCGUGACACAGUUCCUAUAAUAGAGUCAGCCAGAGCUCUAACGAAACGGCUAAAGUGGGAUGCUCGAGUCGUAGAAAUUGAAAGUGACAGCGAUCAGAGACUCCUGAUCUGUCAGAAACCUUUCUUUAAGAAACAGGCAAAUUAAUUCAUUAAAAGUCCAGAGUAAAUUAGACCAUAAUAUUCAUAUAUUCAUUUUCACAGUGUUCAUUUAUUAUCAUAAUGCUCCACCAUAGAAGGUGGGGAUUGAAAAUUUUGGACAGAAAAAAGAAAUCAUAGAGGAAACAGUGAAUUCUCGUCAAUGAUACCAUCCAACUCCUAUGUAGCCGUAAGGCAUAUAUACAUAGGGCCUUGUAAUUAUCAAACGAGGAGCAGAGCAGAGCAGAGCGGAUGAAAUGAAGAAAGUAUAUACUGGUUCAUUCAAUUUUUCAUGUGAUAUCUGGUUACAGUUACACACAUGAUGAUUUAAGAUUGGCAA